AUGUCUGACUUGUCACGAUCUCUCGCUCGAUCCUGGUCAUCGACGCUCAAACUCCCCAAGUCAACUUUUCCGGCCCGCAUUGCCGCCGCUCAACAGGCAAAAUAUCUCCAGCGAUGCACCGAUGACUUGUAUGCCUGGCAGCGUCGCCAGCGACCCGCGGAUUCCGCUCAAUUCGUGCUCCACGAUGGCCCACCCUACGCGAACGGCGAUUUACAUAUCGGACAUGCGCUGAAUAAAAUAUUGAAGGACAUUAUCUGCAGAGUUCAGCUGGCAAAGGGCAAGAGGGUGGAAUACAUUCCAGGCUGGGAUUGCCAUGGUUUGCCCAUCGAAUUGAAAGCCCUGAAUUCCAAAAAUCAGGUGGGGAAGGACUUGGGCCCGGCUAAUAUCCGCGCGAUUGCACGACAAUUGGCCGAGGAGACGGUAGUGAAGCAGAUGAAGGGCUUCCGAGAGUGGGGAGUCAUGGGCGAUUGGGAAAACCACUGGAAAACAAUGGACAAGGAAUUUGAAAUGAGGCAGUUGGAGGUGUUCCUUGAGAUGGUGGAUAAGGGGCUGAUUUAUCGGAGGUAUAAGCCCGUUUAUUGGUCUCCUUCGACAGGAACAGCGUUGGCGGAGGCGGAGUUAGAAUAUCGCGAUGAUCAUGUGUCGCAUGCUGCCCUUGUGAAAUUUCCGCUUGCGACCAUGCCGACGGAAAUAAGAGAGCACCCCCUGGCUUCUGGAGAUGAGAUAUAUGCGGUCAUUUGGACGACAACACCCUGGACACUACCAGCGAAUGCAGCGAUUGCUGUCAGCAAGGACCUUAACUACAUCAUUGUCCAGUCUGAGAGGCAUGGAAAGCUCCUGAUCGCGGAAUCGCGGCGAGAAUAUGUUGAACACCUCCUUGAAGAAAGCCUCAAAGUACUUAUGUCUGUUGCGGGUACCAGCUUGUUAUCGAGUACGUAUCGGCCACUUUUUAAAGAUACAGAUGGAUCAUGUCAGCCAAUAAUUGCAGGGGACUUCGUCACAGAUGAAUCUGGCUCUGGUUUGGUCCAUUGUGCCCCUGGACAUGGUAUGGAGGAUUACGAAGUGUGUCUAGAACAUGGACUUUCAGCCUCAGCUCCUGUCGAUGGAGAGGGCCGGUUCACUGAUGCCGCCAUGCCUUCCAGCCCUUCCAUGCUGAGUGGUAAACACGUUUUAAAUGAAGGCAACAAAGCUGUCGUCAAAUAUCUGGAAGAGGAGGGCCGACUGCUUCACAAGCAUAAAUACAAACAUAAAUAUCCGUACGAUUGGCGCUCCAAGCUGCCAGUUAUCAUUCGCGCGACAGAGCAAUGGUUUGCUGAUGUGGGAGACAUCCGUCAGCAAGCGGUUAGUGCUCUACUGAAUGUUCGUUUUGUCCCUCAGUCUGGUAAGGCUAGAUUGGAGGCUUUUGUGAAGAACAGAACUGAGUGGUGUAUCUCCAGGCAGCGAGCUUGGGGAGUUCCUAUUCCCGCCCUUUACCAUAGGGGAACUGGUGAAGCUGUUUUAACGAGAGAAAGCGUCACUCAUAUUAUGGAUGUCAUCAAACAGCGAGGGAUUGAUGCUUGGUGGACAGAUAAUGAACACGAUAUUGCUUGGAUACCGCCUUCUCUUCGUGAUCCCGCUGGCCCGGGUUACGCUAGAGGAACAGAUACUAUGGACGUAUGGUUUGACAGCGGGACGAGCUGGACCCAGAUGAAAGAGAACGAUGGCGUUGAAUCUACCAGAUCUGAUAUGUACCUUGAAGGGACAGAUCAGCAUCGUGGAUGGUUCCAAUCAAGCUUGUUGACACAUAUUGCGCAUCAGUUGGCGAAGGGUUCAAAAGGUCACUUUAAGGCACCAUUUAAGACCCUUGUCACCCAUGGAUUCACUCUCGACCAUGCAGGCCGUAAAAUGAGCAAGUCCAUUGGAAAUAUCGUUCAUCCGCACGAAAUCAUGAAUGGAACCCUUCUUCCCCCGUUGAAAAUUAAGAAGGCCAAAGGUGCCAAGGAGAAGCCAACUGCACCGGUUUACGAUGCUCUUGGACCAGAUGCUUUGCGAUUAUGGGUUGCUGGGAGCGACUACACAAAAGAUGUGGUUAUCGGGCAACCAAUACUCAAGGCUACCAACGGAAGUCUUCACAAAUAUCGAGUGACCUUCAGACUCAUUCUUGGUGCGCUUCAAGACUUUGAUCCGAAGAAUCAAAUUCCGUAUGAAUCCCUACGUGCAACCGACAAAAUUGCUUUAUCGCAAUUGCGAUCCCUUGUCCUCGCUUGCCAGGAAGCAUUCUCAAAUCUAGAGUUUUUCAAGGCAGUGACUGCCAUUAACCGUUGGGCCAAUGCCGACUUUUCUGCUUUCUACAUUGAGUCGAUAAAAGACCGGUUAUAUGCAGACUCGACCGACGGUCUAAGCAGACGAGCAGCGCAAACCACCAUUUUCCACAUAUACUCACAUCUUCAAAGCAUUCUAGGACCGCUUGUCCCGCUCCUUGUCGAAGAGUCAUGGGAACACACCCCUGAUGUUAUCAAGUCCGCUGUCGACCACCCUCUCCGCCGUAUUAUGGUUCCCCCCGAUCCAAAAUGGGGAAAUUUGUUCCUAGAAAAGAGCUAUCCAGCAAUAGCGGCUGCCAAUGCGGCCGUAAAAAUGAUGCAGGAAACUGCCCGAGUUAAAAAACAAAUGGGCUCUUCUCUUCAAUCGUAUGUCCAUCUGAACGUCCCCGACUCCGUUAGCGUGUUCCAGGAACUUGGCACUGCCGAGUUAGCCGACUUUUUUGUUGUGUCUUCUGUUACCUUGGGAAGCGGUAGUGAAGUGCCGCACGAAGUGGAAAACGCAGAAUGGAGCUACGAAGGGCAGUUCGAAUUACCCAGUGGCGAGAUGGGAAAGGCGUGGAUAUAUACCCCUGUGGAAGGAAAGUGUGCAAGAUGUUGGAGGUACCUUGUUCCUGAGUCGAUGGCGGAAGAUGCGCUAUGUCAGAGAUGUGAAGAUGUUGUUCACGAAUUGGAGCCGAAUAGUAGUGAGGCUUCGAAUACCUCAGAAGCCUCAGAGGCUGCGAGCAGUUUCUCUCGUUGAUGCACUGUAUACAUGUAUUUUGAGAGUAGAUAUUGGAUGAUAUCCCCAUACGAUGUACGAUAGAUCGAUUUAGGCCAUAUUGGAGCACAUCAUCUCUUUAUUUACACCGUGCGGGCA
Messenger RNA from Coccidioides posadasii C735 delta SOWgp, 3156 nucleotides. It is a transcript of the gene ISM1, whose product is annotated as isoleucine-tRNA ligase. NCBI's taxonomy places the organism in Eukaryota, Fungi, Ascomycota, Eurotiomycetes, Onygenales, Onygenaceae. Gene Ontology annotation, cellular component: mitochondrion. Gene Ontology annotation, molecular function: tRNA binding; isoleucine-tRNA ligase activity; aminoacyl-tRNA deacylase activity. The record is from RefSeq and is a predicted model, not a curated record. Gene Ontology annotation, biological process: isoleucyl-tRNA aminoacylation; mitochondrial translation.